AUGGCGUUUACACAACAGUUUAGUGAUGUCUAUUCCACUCAGCAUGUCCCAUCUAUGUGCCCUACUGUGUCUUCUGUUGUUCAUAGUACCAAGUGUUUGUCCAGUCACCUUUCAUGUAUUGCUGAGGAAAAAAACGGUGGAGAAACGAUAAGGGUGAUAUGGAGUGUGGCCUUAAAAACAAGGAUGAGGAGAUCGAGGAGGACACAUGAUGCUAUAGAAUCGAAGGCAUUGAAGUCCAUGGAUGCAUACAAACUAAAAAGGAAAAGAAGAGAGAGUAUCUUCCCCUUCUCUCACAAAAAUCACAAUCUUUUUUCGUUUAUGGUAGCAUACGUUGCUACUGCUUCUAAGCAAAAGCUUUGUUCCUCCAAAAUAACAAAAAAGCAUGAGACGGAACCACCAUUUUUAGCUUUAAAAAUUAAAAUCGAUAAGACUCGAAGAAAGGUGGGGUGGACCUUAAAAUUUGGAGGAGAGGUGUGUGUUAUUGAGAUGGUUCUUUCUGCUGCACAGGUUUUGGCUUCCUGGAAAUCAUCAGCUUCACUUGUUUUCCAUUCUUUGCUGAUGCGGAUAGUUUCAGCUGAGAGUGUUGCUUUUAGAGUUUUGACUUGUGCAACAAGAAGGAUUCCAUUGCUGGGGCUUACUCCUAUUUGUUUGAGAUUUGGCGCUGACAUAUGUGGCUGGUAUCCACGGAUGUUAAGUUGUUGA
Molecule: messenger RNA, 702 nt
Organism: Sphenostylis stenocarpa
Lineage: Eukaryota; Viridiplantae; Streptophyta; Magnoliopsida; Fabales; Fabaceae
Source: the annotation of a GenBank genome assembly